AUCUACUUCACCUUGCGUUGAAGCUCAACUCGACACCAGUGUCAGUCGAUCGGUUGAAGUGUUUGGACUAGACUACAGUUUUGCACAAAAUGGCUCAGUUACCGGUGUACAAUCCUCCCUCGCCGUUUCUCGGGUUCCUGCCGGCCGGUUUGGGACUGUACAGGAAAGUGAUUAUCCGCGGAAAGAUGAAGGAAGAUCAGUUCAACAUCAACUUCCAGUCCGGCCCGAACGUCGACCCUAGGGAUGAUUGCCCGCUACACAUCAGUAUUCGCCCCCGCGACAAGGUGAUCGUUCGUAACACCUACCAAUUCCGGAGCUGGGGCAUCGAGGAACGGCACGGUGGCUGUCCGAUUCAGAAGAGGGGUUACUUUGACGUGCAGAUCACGGUAAAACCGGACGCGUACAGUAUCGCCAUCAACGGGUGCCAGUAUGCCGAGUUUGCCCACCGGCAACCGUACGCCUCGGUUCGGUUCAUUCACAUCGGCGAGGGAGCACAGGUGGACGCCAUGAUUACCGAGUAAAGAUAAGGGCAUGUCGAGCUUCGGCUGAGCUUGAUAAAGCUGAUGAUUGAACGUUAAGCCAGAGGAAGGGGAUUUUUCGCUACGAGUUUUAUCGGUAUCAAUUAUUUUACUGUCUGCUGUCGAUUGCGUUACGAAAUAAAAUUAUUUAAUCAA
Messenger RNA from Topomyia yanbarensis, 674 nucleotides. Its product is annotated as galectin-4-like. The transcript has 3 exons. Gene Ontology annotation, molecular function: galactoside binding; carbohydrate binding. Bases 90 to 521 code for a protein of 143 amino acids. NCBI's taxonomy places the organism in Eukaryota, Metazoa, Arthropoda, Insecta, Diptera, Culicidae. The record is from RefSeq and is a predicted model, not a curated record.